Penaeus chinensis is the source of this 2739-nucleotide messenger RNA. RefSeq names its product hepatocyte growth factor-regulated tyrosine kinase substrate-like (gene Hrs). Gene Ontology annotation, molecular function: phosphatidylinositol binding; metal ion binding; ubiquitin binding. The transcript has 15 exons. The coding region runs from base 130 to 2388 and encodes 752 amino acids. NCBI's taxonomy places the organism in Eukaryota, Metazoa, Arthropoda, Malacostraca, Decapoda, Penaeidae. The record is from RefSeq and is a predicted model, not a curated record.
GCGCCGAGAGAAACCCCGCGGCGCGGAUCAGCUGCUUGUUGACAAAUGGGAGGAGGAAGGCGACUUGCGACUCGGAUUCCUGUUGAGCAAUUCUACCUUGCCUUUAAACCGAUUCCAUAGCCGUUCAUAAUGUCGUCUGAGAUUAACUUGCUGCUAGAGAAGGCAACAAGCCCAUUACUUCUAGACAUCGACUGGGACUCGACGUUGCAUAUUGUUGAUCUGAUACGCCAAGGAGAUGUAAACCCCAAGGCAGCUGUUCAGUCGUUGCUGAAUCGCCUGAAAGAUACAAACCCAAAUGUUGUCCUGCUGGCACUGCAGGUCUUUGAGUCUGUUGUGAAGAAUUGCGGGCAGUCCGUGCAUGAGCAGGUGGCAUGUCGAGGAGCUAUGGAGCAGAUUAGUGAUAUUUUGCGCUCUAAUCCAAAUGAAGAAGUACGAAAGAAGAUCCUUAUGAUGCUGGCCACUUGGGUUUAUGCUUUCCGGAAUGAGCCCAAGUAUCGUGCUGUCCAGGAUACAGUGAACAUUCUGAGAACAGAAGGUUUCCACCUGCCGACUGUGAGUGAGAGUGAUGCUAUGUUCACAGCCGACCGAGCACCAGAUUGGGCCGAUGGUGAAUGCUGUCACCGAUGUAGGUCACAGUUUACCAUUAUAAGACGAAAGCACCAUUGCCGUGCUUGCGGGCAAGUCUUUUGUGGGGAUUGCUCAAGCAAGUUUUCUACGAUCCCAAAGUUCGGCAUUGAGCGUGAAGUUCGUGUUUGUGAGUCCUGUUAUGAUGACAUCAACAAAUCAACAGUUCUGGACCCAGUGCCCUGGGGCCAAGAGACCAGACCAGCAGAAAGUCCUCAGCGCCCACCAACCAACGCCAGUAAAGUGGAGAGUGAAGAAGCCAGUAGUCCCAAAGCUGCUAAGACACCUGGCAAGAAGAGUGAGGAAGAGCUCAAGGAAGAAGAGGAGCUUCAGCUGGCUCUAGCGCUGUCGAAGUCCGAGGCCGAAAAUAAAGAGAAGGAGAAAUUGAGAGCAACAUCCAACUUGCUCGGUGGAACUUGGCGCCAGGCCUCGCCGACCCCAGCUCAGACCUCUAUCCAGCCAUCCCAAGAUAAAGAAGAUAUGGACCCAGAGCUUGCAAGAUACUUGGACCGUUCCUACUGGGAACAGCAGUCGCAACAAAAGCAAACUUUUCAACAAAAGCAGGACCAAGGAGUGAGUGAUUUGGGUAGCACUCUGUCACCCACUCAACCAUCAGCACCCAUUAAUGCCACCAAGUCCUCACUCUCUCCAACCAAAUUCUCUCAAAUUAAGAUGACAGAAAAUUACCAGAAUGGAGAGACAGAGGAAGUGGAUGAGUUUGUGACAACUCUCCGUACGCAGUUAGAAAUAUUUGUGAAUCGCAUGAAGAGCAAUCAGUGUCGAGGACGUCCCAUUGCUAAUGAUUCAUCUGUUCAAACUCUGUUCAUGAACAUCACAGCAAUGCAUGCUCAACUCUUGAAAUACAUUCAUCAGCAAGAUGACAAGAGAGUAAACUGUGAACGUCUUCAAGACAAAAUUUCCCAGGUGAGGGACGCCCGAGCUGCCCUUGAAGCUCUGAGGGAAGAACAUCGUGAACGGGUGAGACGAGAGAAGGAGGAACAAGAGCGUUUGAGGCAAGUUCAGAUGAUGCAGAAGCUAGAAAUCAUGAGGAAGAAGAAGCAGGAAUAUUUAGAGUAUCAGCGGCAGCUUGCGCUUCAUCGAAUGGCAGAGAGUGAAAGGGAGAUGUUCAACAAGGGUUCUGUGAUGGGGCCACCCCCCACGGCCAUGUACCCAAUGGGUUACCCUGCAUACCCUGGUGUGCCUGGGCCCAUGCCGAGCCAGCCACCAUUACCAGGGCACAUGUAUCAAGGUCAACCUGAGUCAGGACCUCCCCAGGGAGGUGUACCACAAGGUGGAAUGCCUCAGACUGGAGUCCCACCAGGUGGUGUGCCACAAGGGGGUGCUCCACCAAACUCAAUGUCAUAUCCUGGAGGACCAGGACAAGGCCAGUACCAGCACCCUCCUCCGGGUGGCCACCCAGGUCCAGUGAUGGGAGGGGGUCAGGCUGGGCCUCCACCUGUGACUCAGCCAGGAUACCAACAACCGCCACAUGAAUUUUCCCCGUAUAACAUGCAGGGAAUGGCAAACAGUCUGCCAAAUAUUAGUGGUGGGAUGCCAGGCUACCCACCCCAACAGCAACCUGGGCCGGGCAUGGCUCCUCCGCAAAUUGCCCCUCAGCAUCCCAUUGCUGGGCCAGGACAGCAGCCGCAGGGCGUGAUGCCCAUGCAAGGUGAUAUGAGUGGAGGAGCACCACAGAUUCCUCCUCAAGCCCAGCCUCCCCCAGCAACACAGGAGCAGCAGGCUGAGCUCAUCUCAUUUGACUGAGAGAAGACUGAGUCUUUUGAUGCUAGAAGAGAUGAUGAUGAAACUGAGUCAGCUUUUUUCAGCUUCUUUUCUCUGAGGUCUUUGUCACACAUUCUUAUACACUUAUAGACCAUCAGUGGAAGAGAUUUCCCUUUUUUAGGAAAGUAAAUAUACUUCAUUUUGAUGUUAGUAAUUAAAAAGGAAACAAAGCAAAUAAACUGGUCUUACUGAAAUCAUAAGUAUUCUGUUAAAUUCCUGAAAUAUUUGGCCAGGUGACCAGUUGCAAUUAUUUUUGGUUUUCAUUCAGUUCUUUUCGUUUGUUUAAUUUGGUGUAAUUAUUUUUAUUUUUUAUUAGUCAUUCAUGAUUCUAAU